ACUUGAGAGAUCGAUUCAAGGAGUUUUUGUUUUCAUUGUGGUGGUGGUGGUGGCGUGAUAUUGAGCGUGCUCGUUGGGUUAUCAUCGAUAGAAAGCCAAACCCCAUAACCUUUUCUUUCAUCGCUCCAUUUGUUAGAUUUUAGAAAAAGUGUGUUGGAAAAAGAAAUCAAUUGUAUCGUUACUAUGACUUGCUAUCACGCUCACCGGGAGUGGAUCUUUUCCAGUCGUCGGCCUUGUUUUGUUCCCUCUUGUAGUAACGGCCCAUUUGGGAUGCUUUCGAAAGCAGCAUGUUAUGGAUGCACUGGAAUAUUCACUGCUUUUAGGAAAAGUACCAAAGCAUCUUGUAGUUUUUUUGUGGCAAGGAAAGACCACUUGCGUCGUGGAUAUGCACCCAGAAGGGGAUGGAGACGUGGGUUGGACUAUGGAAACCAAUCGAUGGGUUGGAAAAUGAUUGCAGCUGUUAGUAUCAAAGAACAAACAGAGUCAUUUCAUCUCAUACGUGCAGGUUUAUUAAAGUUGGCAACCACGGAAGACGAUGCUUUGUUAAUAGAAGUAGCCAACGAGUUUAUUCGAGCAGACCCUGAAAAGAGAUAUUUGGUGGAAUUGGCAUUGGAAAGUAUUUUAAAAAGGAAACAGGAAACCACAGCUACGACAACCGGUGUAUCUCAUCAGAAUAGUCAUAAUGAACAUAAAGUGAUCCAAUUGGAAAAACGGAAAUGGAAGAAAGUAAAGGCAACGAGUUACAAAAAGUAUAAAAAAGUCAAAAGUAGAAAACGAAAUCGUUAUGAUUGGAAUUCGAUAUUUUCAUCUCAAUUGUGGGAAGACGAUGCAGUGGAAUGCCAAAAAGCAGUUUUUGAUAUAUUACAUAAUGUGAUGCAACGAUUAGAAAGCACAACAGGAUAUUUAUCAUUGCAUGAAUGGUGGAAGGAAUGGGAAUAUUUUGUCAAUGAGAGAAGAAAGAGAAUACAAAAGCAAGUUGUAGUUCCCACUGGUCAUCAUUUGGUGGAAAUAGAUCGUUCCUUACGUGAAAAGAGAGUUGUUCAAGUACUGGAAAGGAUUCAAGAAGAAGAAGAAGAAGUAACGAUCAAGGAAAUUGAAAUGGCAGCUAAUACGGUUGCUCGUUUAUUGGAUUAUCGCGACUCAUAUCGUAAUAAUAACGAAGCCAAUGGAAAGAAAGGAAAAGGAAUAAACUCUCGUCGCGUCGAUUCCUUGAAUACUUAUUUAUCAGAAAUUGGCCAAGUCAAUCGUCUAUCUUUAGUAGAAGAGAAAGUAAUAUGUGAAGAAAUUGCCAGAUUGACACGUUUAGAAGCAGUUCGAGAAGACUUGAGAAGAAAGAUGGGUCGUUUGCCUCGAGAAAAUGAAUGGGCAUGGGAAGCUAAUCUUUCCGUUUCUGAAUUGAGAGGAAAGUUAAUAAAAGGUCGUCGAGCAAAGAAUCGAAUGGUUGCUGCCAAUCUUCGUCUUGUGAUAUGUUUUGCUAAGCGAUAUAGGAAUAGAGGUGUUGCUUUUCAGGAUUUGGUUCAAGAAGGCAGCAUUGGGUUGAUUCGUGGAGUAGAAAAAUAUGAUGCUCAUAGAGGAUUUCGAUUUUCUACUUACGCUUCGUGGUGGAUAAGACAAGGAAUUCAUAAAGCACUUUUAGAAUGUUCGAGAAUGUUUCGGUUACCAGUGCAUGUGAAUGAAAUGAUUAAAGAUAUUCGUAAAUGUUCAUUAGAAUUGAUGACUAGUCUUGGAAGAGAACCCACCAAGUUGGAGAUUGCUAUGAAAGUGGGUAUGCCAGAAGAGAAAGUGAUAUUUUUAUUACAACGGACACAAUCAGCUUUGAGUUUAGAAAUGCCAAUAGGUCAUGAUAUGGAAUGUCGUACUACUUUGGCAGAUGUUGUUCAUUCCACAGGAGAAACUCCAGAAGAGAAUGCUGUUUGUAGUUCGUUAAGAUAUGAUUUGGAAAGAGCUUUGACUGUUUUGAAUCUUCGUGAAAGAGAAAUCAUCCGUAUGCGUUUUGGUUUAGAUGAUGGAAGAACAAAAAGCUUAGGUGAAGUUGGUCAUUUAUUUUGUGUUACUCGUGAAAGAGUUCGACAGAUUGAAACUCAGGCUUUAAGGAAACUAAGAGACCCAAGUUGUAAUAUUUUCUUAAAAGAGUAUAUAGAAUUGAUCAGCGAUGAACGUCCAGGGAUAAGGAAGCCUAUGGCUGUGGUAGAAUAGGAUCUCACAAGAACAGUUAGGAACCAGGAAUCAUUUCUAAUACUUUAAUGGUUCCUUGACUGUUGGCAACCACAAUCAGUUGAGGUCUUUUAGGACACCAACAAACAGAACUGACAAAAUGUGUAGUAUCUCCUCUAGUCUCUUCACCAGUUAGUGGAUUCUCACUAUUCAUUCUAAUAAAGUUGUUAUGCCAAUC
Molecule: messenger RNA, 2392 nt
Organism: Galdieria sulphuraria
Lineage: Eukaryota; Rhodophyta; Bangiophyceae; Galdieriales; Galdieriaceae
Product: RNA polymerase primary sigma factor
Exons: 2
Coding region: 184-2196 (670 amino acids)
Biological process (GO): DNA-templated transcription initiation; regulation of DNA-templated transcription
Molecular function (GO): DNA-binding transcription factor activity
Source: RefSeq, a predicted model, not a curated record